GCUGGAGCCUCAUUGUCAUACCACACAUCUACUCCAGAAACUCAUAAUUCGCUGCUUCAAGUUAGUCCUAAAUACCUUCAAGUUAGGUUGUUAUACAUCAAUGACAUAUCCGCACCAAUAUCAGUUUGAAACACAUGCCAGGAUGGUCUCCUCAAGUCACUCCCCGACCUCCCAACUUUAGUCCAUCCAGAACAGGCCCUCGACGAAACAAACGCCUGAGGUCGAUGCGAGUUGCCAAGUGGUUACCCGCUCCGUUUUUGUCUGGUGGCGUUGUAUGAUAUAUGUAGUGUCCUUGCUCUGCGCAAUGACUGACCACACCGACCAUCACAAAUUUGUCAUCGUUCACGGACUCCAGUUAGAUGUCCUCUAUUCUGCAUCCAAUCGCAUUUUGUCAACACUGAUUAUUCUCUCUGAGCGUGUCGGUGGAGGCUACGAUAGAUCAAAUCGCACUAUGUAUAUGUCACUCGACACCAAAGUUUCUGCGGCAGCUGCUCCAAGGACAUAUCGUGCGUCUCUUCAAAUGCUGAGUUCGAACAUGGCAGAGUGGCGACCUGCCCGCGAGUGGGAUGUUUCAAGUUCUGCUCUAUCGAUCUGCGUAAUCGAUUUUGAUUCUCUAACCAGUUCCAAUUUACGCAAUCAUUGGGGUAGUAAGCUCUCAUCUUCUCAAGCGCGGGGAAUUUCUUCAUGGACUGUGUACCAUCUUCCGCUCGUCACAGAUGACGCACCUCGGGGAACUCAAGAAGACCGAGUCGAGCUCGAAGUCAUCUUGAACAUCCCCAACUCCUCUACACAUCGCAGAAUUCAGGAUUCCUCAGAACAGAUGCAAAGAACAAGCUCUCCAUUGAAGUUUGUAGUAAGUUCUCACUUUAAUCAAGAAUCAGAACCAUAGAAAGAACCUCCACGUUGACUCAAAAACCCUGGUCGUCGAAUAGUACACGCAAUUAACAACCUAAGCUGCCGUUGGAGUGUGCUCAGUGCCACGGCUCUCAGCCCAUGUAUCUGGUCCCUGUAACAUGUCGGCAUCAAUUUACAACUGAUGCACUACAGGAAUUCUCACCCUUCUAUUGUUAAUUCUCUGAUUCCUAACUCUUCUUGCGAGCCACUCGGCAGCAGUAGAACCACUCUCAAAGUUCCUGUCAGGUUGCUUCUUCACAGCCUCUGCGAUAAUAGGACUGGAUUCAACAAGGGCCCGAAGAACUUUCGAGCUGGUCGGACGGGUAAAGAAGACCAGGGACCAACGCCCAUGUUCUGCCUGUGCGCCGGGAGGUGGACUAUCCGUGAUGAUUCGAAUGAUUAGUAAGUUUAAGCGCGCAAGUCCUUAAUGACAUGU
Messenger RNA from Suillus bovinus, 1330 nucleotides. RefSeq lists its product as uncharacterized. The transcript has a single exon. Bases 275 to 889 code for a protein of 204 amino acids. Lineage: Eukaryota; Fungi; Basidiomycota; Agaricomycetes; Boletales; Suillaceae. The record is from RefSeq and is a predicted model, not a curated record.